GUUUGAGGACUACUGUCCUGAGUCACUAGAAGAGAGCUUGGCAGCUCCACAAAGACUAACACCGAAUCUGUGUUUGGACACGCAACGCGCAAGGCGAAAAGGCAUAGGUUGUAGCUGAAGGCUUUAACGGAACAGUGAAAAUGAAAAGUAAAAGCAAGGAAGACAUGUCAACGGAAAAGACAAAAGUGGAACAAAAUGGGGACUUAAGUGAAGCUAAGGAGAAGGAAGAGCCAAAGGAAAAGAUGGAAAUGGUCAGCCCAAUAGCUAUUUUUCGUUAUGCGGAUGGACUGGAUACAUGUCUAAUGGUAGUGGGGUUAGUGAUGGCUUUGGCCAAUGGCGCGGUGCUUCCUCUUAUGGCCGUCGUCUUUGGAGAUAUGACCGACAGCUUUGUGGAUGACGAAAGAUACAUAAACUCUUCAUCUAAUGAAACACUGGGAGAGCAAAUGACAAGUCAUGCAAUUUACUACUCAAUCAUGGGAGCCGUUGUGAUGGUGGCCGCUUAUCUACAAGUAGCCUUAUGGACACUGGCUGCCGGACGACAGGUCAAAAGGUUGAGGAAACUGUUCUUCCAUGCCAUUGUGCAGCAGGAGAUUGGGUGGUUUGAUGUCAACGAGACGGGACAACUUAACACCCGCUUGACUGAUGAUAUUCACAAAAUCAAUGAGGGCAUUGGUGACAAACUGGGGAUGCUGUUACAGUCCUUGACCACGUUUAUAGCAGGGUUUGUGAUCGGCUUCAUAAAGGGCUGGAAACUCACCCUGGUCAUCCUGGCCAUCAGCCCCGCCCUGGGAAUUUCUGGUGCAGUGCUCUCUAAGCUCAUGACGUCAUACACAUCCAAGGAGCAGACGGCGUACGCCAAGGCUGGGGCAGUGGCUGAGGAGGUCAUCUCAGCAGUGCGCACGGUCAUGGCCUUCAGUGGACAACAAAAAGAGAUCGACAGGUAUCACAGAAAUUUAGAGGAUGCCAAGAAUGUGGGUGUGAAGAAAGCCAUAACUGGCAACAUAGCAAUGGGCCUAACCUUCAUGAUGAUAUACAUGUCGUAUGCCCUGGCCUUCUGGUAUGGCAGCACUCUAAUUCUGGCUGGCGAGUACACCAUUGGGUCAGUGCUAGCGGUUUUUUUUGCAGUCAUCAUUGGCGCCUUUGCGUUGGGACAAACCACGCCAAACAUACAAACAUUCGCCGUGGCGCGGGGAGCCGCCCACAAGAUUUACAGCAUCAUUGACAGUAAACCCAAAAUCAACAGCUUUUCGGAUGAGGGCUAUAAACCAGAUCUAGUUAAAGGGAAUAUCGAAUUCCAGAACAUCAAUUUCAUGUACCCAUCACGACCAGACAUCAAAGUCCUGAAUGGCAUGAAUUUGAGGGUGAGCUGUGGGCAGACCAUGGCCCUCGUGGGCAGCAGUGGCUGCGGGAAAAGCACAACCGUCCAGCUGCUGCAGAGGUUCUAUGACCCACAGGAAGGAGCGAUCAGCAUUGAUGGACAUGACAUCCGCUCCUUGAACGUUCGUAGUCUGAGGGAGAUGAUUGGCGUGGUGAGCCAGGAGCCAGUGCUCUUUGCCACCACCAUUACUGAGAACAUCCGCUACGGCCGUUUGGACGUGACCCAGGCAGAAAUCGAGCAGGCCACACGUGAGGCCAAUGCCUACGACUUCAUCAUGAAGCUCCCUGAUAAAUUUGACACCCUGGUGGGAGACAGGGGUACCCAGCUGAGUGGUGGUCAGAAACAGAGGAUUGCCAUCGCCCGUGCUCUCGUUCGCAAUCCUAAAAUACUCCUCCUGGAUGAGGCCACAUCUGCCUUGGAUGCAGAGAGUGAGACGGUUGUACAGGCUGCACUGGACAAGGUGAGACAAGGUAGGACGACCAUCGUGGUGGCCCACCGACUUUCAACGAUUCGCAAUGCCGAUGUCAUCGCUGGUUUUGAGAACGGCCGGAUCGUGGAACUUGGCACCCACAGAGAGCUGAUGGCCCGAAAUGGAGUGUACCACACCCUGGUCACCAUGCAGACGUUCAAGACUGCCGCAUCCAUGGAUGAGGAGGAGGAGGAGGUCAUUGUAGACCAGAAAAGUCCAUCUGUCAUGUCCGAGUCCAGCCUCUUCAGGAGGAAGUCGACCAAAACGUCCCCUGAAGAUACAAAGGCAGACCAGAAGAAAGAUAAAAGUGACGAAUCAGAGGAGGAGAAGGUCCCACCAGUUUCAUUUCUGAAGGUGUUGCGCCUGAACCGUCCAGAGUGGCCCUACAUCGUGGUGGGCGUUUUGUGUGCCACAAUCAACGGGGGCAUGCAGCCCGCUUUCGCCAUAAUCUUCUCCAAAAUUAUUGGGGUAUUUGCUAAAACAGACCCACUUAUCGUCGAACAGCAGUCCACGUUCUUUUCCCUGAUGUUUGCGGCUCUUGGAGUCAUUUCCCUUGUCACAAUGUUUUUUCAGGGCUUCAGUUUUGGAAAGGCUGGGGAGAUUUUAACCAUGAGACUGAGAUUUAUGGCUUUCAAGGCAAUGCUGAGACAGGAGAUGGGCUGGUUUGAUGACCCUAAGAACAGCGUGGGGGCCCUUACAACCCGGCUUGCCACAGACGCUGCCCAAGUGCAAGGUGCAACAGGUAUCAGGUUGGCCACGAUGGCCCAGAAUGUGGCCAACAUGGGGACGUCUAUCAUCAUAGCAAUGGUGUAUGGCUGGCAGCUUACCCUGCUCAUACUGGCCAUUGGGCCUCUGUUGGUAAUUUCUGGAACAAUCCAGAUGAAGACGCUGAGCGGACACGCUAGCAAGGACAAGAAAGAGCUGGAGGUGGCAGGGAAGAUUGCAACUGAAACCAUUGAGAACAUACGCACAGUGGUGUCACUGACCCGUGAAAGCACAUUUGAGUCUCUCUACCAGGAGAACCUGGUGGUGCCAUACAGCAACGCAAAGAAAAAGGCUCAUGUUUACGGCAUCACGUUUGCGUUUUCUCAAGCAAUCAUUUAUUUCUCUUAUGCUGCCUUUUUCCGCUUUGGGGCCUGGCUGAUUGAAGAGGGGCACAUGAAUUUUGAGAAUGUUUUUCUGGUUAUUUCUGCUGUGCUGUACGGAGCUAUGGCUCUCGGAGAGGCCAACUCUUUCACUCCAAACUAUUCCAAAGCCAAAGUCUCUGCUGCACACUUGUUCAUGCUGAUCAAUCGAGUUCCUGCCAUCGACAAUGAUUCAAAUGAGGGAGAAAAGCCGGACCAGUUCGACGGAAACGUAAAGUUCCAGAACGUUCAGUUCCAGUACCCGUCCCGGCCAGACGUGAAGGUCCUGCAGGGCCUCAGCAUGCGGGUAAAGAAGGGCCAGACGUUGGCGCUCGUGGGCAGCAGCGGCUGCGGGAAGAGCACCCUUGUCCAGCUGCUGGAGCGAUUCUACGACCCAUUUGACGGCACUGUGAUGCUGGGCCAACACAGCUCCAAACAGCUGAACAUCCACUGGCUCCGAGCACAGAUGGGAAUUGUCUCCCAGGAGCCUGUGCUGUUUGACUGCAGCCUGGCAGAGAACAUCGCCUAUGGCGACAACAGCAGAGUCGUCAGUCAGGAGGAAAUCAUAGAGGUGGCCAAAGCUGCCAACAUCCAUUCCUUCAUAGAAAGUCUGCCGCAGAAAUACAACACUCAGGCUGGAGAUAAGGGCACCCAGCUCUCAGGCGGUCAGAAACAGCGGGUAGCUAUCGCCCGGGCCUUACUCCGAAACCCGAAGCUUCUCCUCCUGGACGAGGCCACAUCUGCUCUGGAUACAGAAAGCGAAAAGAUCGUACAGGAAGCCCUGGACAAGGCCAGAGAGGGCAGAACCUGCAUUGUGGUGGCCCACCGACUGUCCACCAUCCAGAACGCAGACCGCAUCGCCGUGAUACAGAAUGGCGUGGUGGCCGAGCAGGGCACACACCAACAGCUGCUGGCCAAGGAGGGUGUGUACCACACCCUGGUCACCUCCCAGCUAGGGUACAGAGGAGGAGAAGGAGCAGCAGAAGGAGAAACGGAAUGAAAACACACCGACGGGCAUUGCUCCAUGGCAAUGGGUUCGGAUCGAGAAGUUUUAAGGACUGGGGGGGGGGGGGGGAAACAU
Conger conger (European conger) is the source of this 4052-nucleotide messenger RNA. It is a transcript of the gene abcb4, whose product is annotated as ATP-binding cassette, sub-family B (MDR/TAP), member 4. NCBI's taxonomy places the organism in Eukaryota, Metazoa, Chordata, Actinopteri, Anguilliformes, Congridae. Gene Ontology annotation, biological process: transmembrane transport. Bases 141 to 3971 code for a protein of 1276 amino acids. Gene Ontology annotation, cellular component: membrane. The record is from RefSeq and is a predicted model, not a curated record. The transcript is spliced from 28 exons. Gene Ontology annotation, molecular function: ABC-type transporter activity; ATP binding; ATP hydrolysis activity.